CAGAGCGUGAGCAUCUCUUCCUGGCAUUCUGGCUGUCAGUUGAGGAAGACGGAGAAAGAGAGGAAAGAAAAUACAAGAGCCAUACCAACAACACACUCUUGAGAAACAGGCACCAGUGUUGGGGAUUUCAGAACACACGGUUCAGAGUGCUGAUUCUGUGGAAACACUGAACUGCCACUUUUUCUGUUGUCAAGAGCUUCCAACAGCAUCCAUCCUAGAGCAUCUGAGAGUUUAACCAUCACUAGCCACAGUCAUGAACUUCCUCCGCCGUCGCCUCUCUGACAGCAGCUUCAUAGCCAACCUGCCCAAUGGCUACAUGUCGGACCUCCAGAGGCCAGACCCACCUCCACCACCUCCUCCCACUGCCAGUACCACCAAGGCACCUGCUUGCGGAACGACUCCUGCCCCAGCAGCCUCUCCUGCGGUUAAGUCCCCCACCGUGUCUCCGGCACCUGAACAACGUCCGCAGCCAGCCCAGUCCACCGGAUUCUUCAGCUCCAUCACCAACGUGGUGAAGCAAACGGCUGCCUCUGCAGGAUUUGUGGAGCAAAGUGCCAUACCAGUGUCACGGAAGUUCAAGAUACUCCUGGUCAUUGAUGAACCUCAACAUGAGUGGGUAAAGAUUUUUCGUGGAAAGAAAAUUCAAGGAGAUUACGACAUCAAAGUUGAGCAGGCAGAGUUUUCUGAGAUCAACCUUGUGGCUCAUGCUAAUGGCACAUGCAGUGUGGACAUGCAAGUCAUCAGAAAUGGAACCAAAGUGGUUCGGUCUUUCAAGCCAGACUUUGUCUUGGUCCGACAGCAUGCUUUCAGCAUGACCCAAAAUGAAGACUUCCGCAAUAUAAUCAUCGGCUUGCAGUAUGCUGGAAUCCCCAGCAUCAACUCACUGGAGUCAAUCUACAACCUGUGUGACAAGCCAUGGGCUUUUGCUCAACUGAUCAGCACCUACAAGAAGUUGGGACCAGAUCAAUUCCCUCUAAUUGAGCAGACAUUCUACUCAAACUACAGGGACAUGAUCUCAAUGCCGACUUUCCCUGUGGUGGUGAAGAUUGGACAUGCCCACUCUGGAAUGGGAAAGGUGAAAGUUGACAAUCACAGUGACUUCCAAGACAUUGCGAGUGUAGUGGCCAUCACUCAAACCUACACAACCACAGAACCUUUCAUUGAUGCAAAAUAUGACAUCAGGGUGCAGAAGAUCGGGUCUGAUUACAAAGCUUACAUGAGAACUUCCAUCUCUGGCAACUGGAAAUCAAACACUGGUUCUGCUAUGCUGGAACAAGUAGCCAUGACUGACAAAUACAAGCUGUGGGUGGACACUUGUGCAGAUGUGUUUGGAGGUCUGGACAUCUGUGCCAUUAAAGCCAUACAUGGAAAGGAUGGAAAGGAUUACAUCACUGAGGUGGUGGGUUCUUCAAUGCAGCUCAUAGGGGAACAUCAGGUGGAGGACCAGCAGCUGAUAGCUGCGAUUGUCCUGGCCAAAAUGAACCAAGAAGGAAGCCGCACCACAGCUCGUUCCCCCCAAAGACCUCCAACCACUGUACAACUUGCACAGAGCACUGCCUUGAAGGAAUGUCUCCCAGAUCUCAAUAAGACAACUGGCCAGCGGUCCUCACCACAAGGGGGGGCAGUGAAACCCCAAGAACCACAGCCUAAGAGUCAAGAGCCUCAUCCCGAGCCAGUUCCUGCCCAGGAACCAGUGCCCAAAGCAGGCCCUCCCCCAACUCUUCCACCCACCACACAGCAGCCCAAAUCCCAGGCUCAAACAGUACCCGAACCCACUCCAGGGAAGCCAACAGAACUGCCCCCAAAACCCCAACUUCCCAAACCACUUCCCCCAAAGCCUGUGCCUCCAGUCAGGAGAAAUUCCAGGCCUCAGAUCCAACCAAAACCCCAGACCCCACCUCCCAUUAAGGCCCAUCCUAAAGUCCAAACUGAUGACACAGAUCUGAAUAUUGGUCAAGCCCAGGUAGAUCCAGUCCUUGCACAAGAGCAAUCCCCAGCCAAGGUUCCUAUCAAGCCCCCGUCACCAGCUAAACCUCAGCUCCAGCCUAAGCCUGUGUUCAAAGAGCAAUCCAAACCUGAAGCCAGAGCUCAGAUGGCUGCCCCAUCUGAAGUAUCAUCUGCCCCUACUAGAGCAGCUCCUUACUCUGUUCCUGCCCCAGCCCAGGCCCAAGCAGCCCCAGAGAAACCCCCCCCAGCUCAACCUCCUGUAGAGGAACAACCUGCACCACAGCAGAGGUCAACCCAUCCUCUCCUGAAUAAAUCCCAGUCAUUGACCAAUGCCUUCAAUGCCUUUGGCGAGACCUUCCGCUCCAGCAACGAGGAUGAAGCCAAGGCGGAGACCAUCCGAAACUUGCGAAAGUCUUUUGCAAGCCUUUUCUCUGACUAAUGACAAAACCCAAAGCCCAAAGAGUGGCCAGGGACUUGAUUGACAGAUAUGCAUCCUGGUCUGAGGAUAAUUCCAUGUAGCUGUAUGCAUUUAAUCCCUCCUCCCAACUCUGCUGUAACUUUCUGAGUGUCAAUUGCGAAGUGGAGAGUGAUGUACAGUAAUUGUUCUCACAACAUGUUGGUGUGUACAUUUUGUGAGUUUUUCUGCCGUGACACACUGGGAUUUAUGUGAGGAGGAGAUGAGUCUUAAGCGUUCAGUUACAAGAGGCUGGUGUAUUCUGAAAUUGUCUAUUACACCUUGAUGUUUUAGCUGUAUCGUGGCAGUGUUUUCAUUAACCACAGACAUAUAUUUGUUUCUAGUUUCCCUUGUGUAUCCCCUGUAGUGUG
Messenger RNA from Xyrauchen texanus (razorback sucker), 2772 nucleotides. It is a transcript of the gene syn2b, whose product is annotated as synapsin IIb. Bases 254 to 2386 code for a protein of 710 amino acids. Gene Ontology annotation, molecular function: ATP binding. NCBI's taxonomy places the organism in Eukaryota, Metazoa, Chordata, Actinopteri, Cypriniformes, Catostomidae. The record is from RefSeq and is a predicted model, not a curated record. Gene Ontology annotation, cellular component: synaptic vesicle; synaptic vesicle membrane. Gene Ontology annotation, biological process: neurotransmitter secretion. The transcript is spliced from 13 exons.